Molecule: messenger RNA, 2199 nt
Organism: Cuscuta campestris
Lineage: Eukaryota; Viridiplantae; Streptophyta; Magnoliopsida; Solanales; Convolvulaceae
Source: the annotation of a GenBank genome assembly
AAACAUAAAACCCAGACAAUUUCAUUGGGCAUUUCUCGAUUCUUCAGUAGUUUUCUUGAGACUGAAUUCUUGAUCCUCAAAUUCGGGCCGGUCGGAUUCUUUCUCCGCAGUGCUGUUGUGUAAUGUGAUUCUUGCAAAGUGUGUGGAAAAGCUUCCCCCCUUUUUUUUCUUGUAUAUAUUCUUCCCCAAAAAGGCUAUCUUUUUCUUCAUAUAGUAUGCCGGAGUUGGGGAGGGUUAACAUUGCAUCAGAAUAUGAAGAAGAAAGUGAAUGAAUCAUCAAAGCCCAAAGAAAGGCAUAUUGUUUCUUGGUCUCAAGAGGAAGAUGAUAUACUGAGAGAGCAUAUUCGAGCACAUGGAACUGAUAAUUGGACUAUCUUAGCAUCAAAGUUUAAGGAUAAAACCACCAGGCAAUGCAGAAGAAGAUGGUACACUUAUUUGAACUCUGAUUUCAAAAGGGGAGGAUGGUCACCCGAAGAAGAUGUGCUCUUAUGUGAGGCUCAGAGGAUCUUUGGCAACAGAUGGACUGAAAUUGCAAAGGUGGUAUCAGGCAGAACCGACAAUGCGGUGAAGAACCGGUUCAAUACCCUCUGCAAAAAGAGAGCAAAGCAUGAGGCCUUAGAAAAAGAAAACAGUAACUCUUCGUCCGUUGAAGUAAGCAAAAGAGGGGAUGUUUUACGUUGUUCGCUCAAUGAUGAUACCACUUCAGACACUACAUUAUGCAUCAAGAAGCAGAGGAGGAGUCACAUUCCGGACACCCCGGAUAUUUUGACCGAUGACAGAAAACCGGUUUUGAGUUGUGAUGCAACGAAUCAGCAGCAGCUAAGAUCUCCUCCAUUCACUUUACUAACUCAAAACCUGCCUACUCUUGGGAGAAACUCAUCCAGUCAUGGAAGUGAUGAAGACAUGAAGGAUGCACAUGCCAAUGGUCUUAGACAUAAAACCGAGGGAGCAUUCCUCAAGAAAGAUGAUCCGAUGAUAGCGGCAUUAGUGCAACCAGCAGAACUGCUCAACUCCAAGGCACUGAAAGCCAAUUCUUGUGAAAGCACAGUCCAGAAGAGCCUAGAAACUGCUUCUUGUGAGGUCAGCAUCUUGUUCUGCAGCCAACCUGGUUUAUCUCAAGACUCUGCAGGAGCAGGCAAUGCUGAGUAUAGUACUGGUUCGACUUCAAACCACAUUUGUGAUCAAACUGCUUUUGAUGAAUACGAAAAUCGAGUCGAUGGUGUUUUAUGUGAGUAUCCUAACGAGGAAUGCAAAUCACCUCUUGAAGUAGCUCCCGUGUUCAGAUCACUAGCUGCAGCUAUUCCCAGUCCAAAAUUCUCCGAAAGUGAGAGACAAUUCCUACUAAAAACACUUGGAAUGGAAUCUGCAUCUCCAAAUCCAAGCAUCACCUCCUCUCAUCCUCCAUUGUGCAAGAGAGCCCUUAUCCACAGUCUAUGAAUGACUCUUCUCUUCAUCCAAAGUUUCAGAAUUUCUUUCACCCAUUUGUCGAGUGUUUGUUUCUGUUGGGAUCACAGGAGAAUGCCAAGUGGAUAUGGCAUUCUUUUUUGUCACAUUCUUUUUUCUUUUUCUUGUGUUACAUGAGACUUGGAUAUGGCAUCCAUUGUCUCCCCGCAGAUCUUUUUUCUUCUGCGGGCAUUAUUUUGAGUGAAUAGGAUCGAGAACCAGGUUGCGUUGAAGUUUGUGUGAAUUCUUGGAACAAACACCAAUAGUAUCCUCGCAAACGUCAACGCACUCCCAUUGUACAGAACAUACAAUGUAGUUAGAGAUUGGCANUUACCCCCCCCCCCCCAUCAUCUCUAUAUAUAUAGAAAUCUUAGGGAGAGAAUACAUAUAUAGAAGAUAGAAUAGAGGAUCAACUACUUGAGAAUGACCUCAAACUCCUUGGUGUUAUAUUUGUUUUUUUUGUGUGCAGAGUUUUUAGAUAUAUAAUAAGCGUCACUCAAAAUAAUUGUCUAACUUUUUUACUAAUAAAAGAAAAAGCAUCUCUUUUGAUGACAAUGAGUCAAUGAGAGAUGAAUAGAUGAUAUGAUGGCUCUUUAUAUACUUCCCCCGUCCUACUAUAUUUGUCCACUUUCAUUUUUGCACACCAUCCAAUACACUUCUUUAAUCCAUUUUAUCUUGUAAUUUGUAUAUUAAAAAAUUAUAGAAAUUAUAUAUUAAUAAUCUAUAUGUUAAGACAAAUCAAACAAGAUCACGCAU